Molecule: messenger RNA, 1956 nt
Organism: Phoenix dactylifera (date palm)
Lineage: Eukaryota; Viridiplantae; Streptophyta; Magnoliopsida; Arecales; Arecaceae
Source: RefSeq, a predicted model, not a curated record
UAAGUUUUCUGCGACCUCUCCGGCGGCGUCGCCGUUUCCCCUAUUCCCCUUCUAGCCUUCGAACCCUCCUCCCCGGCCGUUUCCCUCGCCGCGGUGUCCCGACCUCCGUAGUCCCUUCUCUCUUUCUCUCUCUCUCCACCCCCCUAUCCCCUACAUCGAGAGGUCUUGAAGGCGCCAUGGACGACGACGACGAGAUGGAGGAGGCAUACGAAGAAGGGGUCUUUCUUGGGUUCGAGAUCGAUCUCGACUACGAGUUCGACGCUGCGCGGUACUUUGACCUCGGCCGGGCGGAGACCCCGGCGGACUCUCGCGCAGCCGAGCUCUGGUUCGAGACCGCCGGGAGCUACCCUCCCUCCCCACUAGUAGUAAAAAUGAUCUCCAAAAAGUAUGUCCCAGUGGAAAAUGUAGAUACCCAUCCAAAUCUUAAAGAUUCAGAACGUGCUAAUCCUAUCAAUGUUCAAUUCGAUGAUGGAGUUGGCCCUGAGCUCCCAGUACUGUAUGAAAAUGAUAAAGGAUUGGAACAUGGCUGUAUGCUUGAAAGUGUUUCCAAAGUUAGUAGUAGAUCUGUUACCAACGGCCCCUUCUCAAAAGGUUCAACUUUGAUGAAGCCUACAGCAAGUCAAUUGGCCAAGCAAAACCAACCACGUGUGAACAAUGCCCGCCGGUAUCGAAAACCAGCAGCAGUCAAAAGUAACAGAAAUUUGGAAGAUUCAAGCAGUUAUCUGCAUCAAUCUGCCAAAAGGCAAAGACUAGAGAGAGGUCAUCUAUGCAAGAUACAUAGUGCAAGGACACAACUUGAUUUGGUUCACAAAGUUCCACAAAAGAAAAUUGGGCCUACUGAUUGCAGUACCAGGCUUCCAAGGUUGAAACUCACAAUUCCAAAGGAACCUGAGCUGGAAACUGCAAGAAGGGCUCUCAAGUUUAGGGCUCAAAGGUCCAGCAAUGCUAAACAUUUACAAGAAGGGAUGGUGCCAGCCGCAUAUACAUUCAAAGCACGCCCUUUAAACCGAAAAAUUCUUGAGGCUCCUUCACUGCUCCUCACUCAGAAGAGCACUCCACGGAUACCCAGUUUUAAAGAGUUCAACUUAAGAACCCGUGACAGAGCUAUUCAACAUUGCUCGGCUACGACAUCAUCACUGGGUGAUGUGACAGAAUCCAAAAGGUCAGAGCAUCAGAAUUCUUGUCCUUCAAAGCUACUAAAUGAUGAUAAGAAUGCGGAGGACAGCAGAAACAUGCAUUCCAUGGUCAAUGCUCGACCCUUGAAUAACAAGGAAUUCAACUUCUCAACUACCAAAAGAUGUCAGCAGCCUCCAUUGACAGAACUUUUCAACAAGCUCUCUUUAGCCUCGGAUGGACAGCAGUCUACUGCUUCCCAGACAAGGCUUCCACUGCCCACUCAUUUGGCUGCCAAGGAAUCGAAAGAGAAUUUGAUAACUCCCGUACAAGAGUGAAAACGAGGAUUCAUGCAGACAAGUGAAAAUUGCAAAAACUUGGACAAUGCAGAUUACAUUUGAAUAUGACAAUUUGAGUUGGGACUUCAAAUCAUAGUCAUAUGUGUUCAGGGUCAUAUUUUUGUGUUGAUUGGACAGAAGUUUAUUUCUGAAUGGUACAGUAUUUUUUUUUUUUUUUUUUUUGUUUUGCCAUCUUACAUGAUGAUGGAGUGGCAAUAGUUGAUAUGGAGGCGGCCAUUGAAUAGAUCUUAGGCCAUUUCUGACAGUUCUUUAUAUAAAUAGAGGGAUGGCUGCGUGGAAGUGAAAAUUACAGUUCUUCCAGCAAUCAUAGGUGCUGGAAAUUCUGAGAGGCACUUGUUACUCUGAAGCUGAGCUGUGAGCAAUUAAUGGCUCAAUAAAAAUGACAAUCAGAAUUGUACAGUCUUACAUCUUUAAGCAUAAGAUAUUGUUUUGUUAAAUAAAAAUAACUGUGCAUAGAUCAUACAACAAAGCAUUUCUUGUUACA